AUGCGGAGUUGUUGGGCGGGCAUCAGGGGAACAAACGAGCUGCUGGGCAAUGCCAGCGCGCUGGGUGACGCUGUUAUUGGGAUGGGUAAUAGCACUGAAGUGACUAGAAGCUUAGGCGAUGAGGCAGCACAGAUGAGGGAUCUGGGCGAUGCCUUGUGUGUGUUGGAAAGUAGGAGCACUGCAUUAGAAGGCAUAAUAGAUGGCGAUGCCAGCACAAGGACCCAAUUGCUAGGCAACGCUAGCAAGGCGCUAGGCAGUGCCAGCAUGUUGGUCGAUGUUGAGCUUCGGUCAAGCAGGCCUAGUAUGCGGGAGAGGAAAAGGAGAGAAGGGCGACACCAGGCGAUGGGUGACGCCAGCCAGGCACAGGGCGAUGACGGUCGCAAGCCAGACGACGCAAGCGGGCUGGGCGCGAGAACUUGUGAAGUUGAG
Ilex paraguariensis (yerba mate) is the source of this 429-nucleotide messenger RNA. NCBI's taxonomy places the organism in Eukaryota, Viridiplantae, Streptophyta, Magnoliopsida, Aquifoliales, Aquifoliaceae. The record is from the annotation of a GenBank genome assembly.